AUGGCGAACCUCUACUUCACGUACUCGAGCGCGCCGCUCAAGACGGUGGAGGAGAUCCAGUUCGGCCUCAUGUCUCCCGAGGAGAUCAAGAACAUGAGUGUCGCGCACAUCAUCACACCAGAGACCAUGGAGGAGAACAAGAUGACGCCGCGUGAUGGUGGCCUCAACGACCCUCUGCUCGGCUCCAUCGAUCGACAGUUCAAAUGUAAAACUUGCACCUCGGCCAUGGGCGAGUGCCCCGGUCAUUUCGGUCACAUCGAGCUCGCAAAACCCGUCUUCCACCCUGGCUUCAUCAAGAAAGUCAAGAAGAUACUCGAGAUUGUCUGCCACAACUGCAGCAAAGUACUUGCCGAUGAAAGCGAUCCCGACUUCGUAGCUGCCAUUCGUACGCGAGACCCCAAAGUUCGCUUCCAGAGGGUAUGGGCAACUUGCAAGAAGAAGAAGCAGUGCGACAACACGGAACGCGAUUCAAAGAAGGACGACGAGUUUGCUCCGGGCAUGAAAAUGGCCAAGUUGCCGAGCCAUGGAGGCUGCGGCAACGUGCAGCCUGCUGUCCGUCAAGCUGCCCUGCAGCUCAAGGCCUCGUACGAAACAAUGUCCGAGGAUGGUGUCAAGAAGAAGGAUCAACUUCCCAUCACCCCAGAGCAGGUACACAGCAUUUUGCGGCGGAUAUCGGAGAGGGACAUUCGCAAUAUGGGACUGAACUCUGAGUACGCUCGCCCCGAGUGGCUCGUCCUCACCGUCUUGCCUGUGCCUCCCCCGCCCGUGCGUCCCAGUAUCUCAAUGGACGGUACGAGCACAGGUAUGCGCAACGAGGAUGAUUUGACUUACAAGCUCGGUGAUAUCAUUCGUGCCAAUAGCAACGUGAAGCAGGCCAUCCGAGAGGGUGUGCCUUCUCACGUCGCGAGGGACUUUGAGGAGCUUCUCCAGUACCAUGUCGCGACAUACAUGGAUAACGAUAUUGCUGGACUGCCCCGUGCUCUGCAAAAGAGUGGAAGGCCUGUCAAGGCUAUCAGGGCUCGUCUGAAGGGCAAAGAGGGUCGUCUUCGUGGCAACUUGAUGGGCAAGCGUGUGGAUUUCUCCGCACGUACUGUCAUCACUGGUGAUGCCAACUUAUCACUUGACGAGGUCGGCGUUCCUCGAAGCAUUGCUCGGACACUCUCGUAUCCCGAGGUGGUGACCAAGUACAACAUUGACAAGCUGCGACUCUACGUUAGCAACGGCCCCAACGAGCAUCCUGGUGCCAAGUACGUUGUUCGCUCAGACGGAACACGCAUCGAUCUUCGGCAUCACAAGAAGUCCGGAGAGCUCACGCUGCAGUAUGGCUGGAAGGUUGAACGCCAUCUGGUGGACGGCGACUAUAUCAUUUUCAACCGCCAGCCCUCCUUGCACAAAGAGUCCAUGAUGGGGCAUCGCGUCCGCGUCAUGCCUUACUCUACUUUCCGCCUGAACUUGUCGGUCACAUCGCCCUACAACGCCGAUUUCGAUGGUGACGAGAUGAACUUGCACGUGCCUCAGAGCGAGGAAACUCGAGCAGAGGUCAAGGAACUGUGUCUCGUUCCCCAAAACAUCGUCUCCCCACAGAAGAACGCUCCUUUGAUGGGUAUCGUUCAGGAUUCGCUCGCUGGUGUUUACAAACUGUGCCGCAGAGACGUUUUCCUCACCAAGGAGGAGGUCAUGAACUUUAUGCUGUGGGUUCCUAAUUGGGACGGCGUCAUCCCUCAGCCGGCUAUCCUCAAACCUCGCCCUCGUUGGACCGGCAAGCAGCUCAUUAGCCUUGUCAUCCCGCCAGAGGUCAGCAUCUCUGCUGGUGGCUCGGAUUACAAAUCGCUACUUAGGGACGAGUCUUUGCUCAUUCAGGGCGGCCAGCUGAUCUACGGGUUGUUGAAGAAGAAGCACGUUGGUGCGCAGGCUGGCGGUAUCAUUCACAUCUGCUACAACGAACUCGGACCCGCCUCCGCCAUGGCCUUUUUGAACUCUGUUCAACAAGUAGUUACCCACUGGCUGCUGCACAACGGUCACAGUAUCGGUAUUGGUGACACAAUUCCCGACAAGGCCACCAUUGACAAAAUCCAAUUGGACAUUGACGAUGAGAAAUCCAAGGUUGCCUCCCUGACAGCCAAGGCUACGGCCAACGAACUCGAGGCGCUGCCUGGUAUGAACGUUCGUGCCACUUUCGAGCACGAAGUCGGUGUCGCCCUCAACAGGGCUCGUGAUCGCGCUGGUACUACCACGCAAAACAGUCUGAAGGAUUCCAACAACGCCGUCACCAUGGCCAACUCUGGGUCCAAGGGUUCUUCCAUCAACAUCUCGCAAAUGUCCGCGCUUGUGGGCCAGCAGAUGGUGGAGGGAAAGCGUAUUCCUUUUGGUUUCAAGUACCGCACCUUGCCUCACUUCACAAAGGACGAUUAUUCACCCGAGUCUCGAGGUUUCGUGGAAAACUCCUACCUGCGUGGUCUCACGCCGAGCGAGUUCUUUUUCCAUGCCAUGGCUGGUCGAGAAGGUCUGAUUGACACAGCCGUCAAGACAGCCGAGACUGGUUACAUUCAGCGUCGUCUUGUCAAGGCGCUGGAAGAUCUGAGCGCGCGCUAUGACGGCACUGUCCGCAACUCUCUGGGCGAUAUCAUUCAGUUCCUGUACGGUGAGGAUGGCCUCGAUGCUAUGUGCAUUGAGCAACAGAAGAUGGGCUUCCUCAACCCAUCCGAUGCCAAAUUUGCCGAGAAGUAUCAGUUGGAUCUCGCCAAUCCUCCAGAGUGGUUCAAGCGAGACUAUGAGUAUGGUGACGAGUUGCUCGGCGACAAUGAGUCGAUGAAGCUGCUUGACGAGGAGUGGGAAGCCCUAUGUGAGGAUCGCCAGUUGGUCCGCAAGAUCAACAAGAUGAAGAAGGAUGACGACAUGAUGCAGCUGCCACUCAACCUGAACCGUAUCAUCGAAUCAGCCAAACGUAUCUUCGGCGUCAAAAUGACAGACCGAAGCAACCUGCGACCGACCGAUGUCAUCCCGACUGUGCAGAACCUUCUGAAGAAGCUGGCAAUCGUCCGCGGCAGCGACCCCAUUUCGCAGGAAGCCGACUACAACGCCACUAUUCUGUUCAAGGCUCUUGUAAGGCACCGUCUUGCCUUCAAGGACCUUGUCAAGGUGCACCGUCUCAACAAGCUGGCCUUUGAUCACAUCAUCGGCGAGCUUCACAACCGUUGGGAUCGCGCCUUUGUCAGCCCCGGUGAAAUGGUUGGCGUUCUUGCCGCGCAGUCCAUUGGUGAGCCGGCGACACAGAUGACUCUGAACACAUUCCAUUUCGCUGGUGUGUCGUCCAAGAACGUCACCCUUGGUGUGCCGCGUCUCAAGGAGAUUCUCAACUUGGCUAGCAACAUCAAGACCCCUGCCAUGACAGUCUUUGUGAACCAGACGUUGGCCAAACAGGAGCAGGCCAAGAAGCUUCGAAGUCUGGUUGAGUAUACCAACCUGCGCUCGGUCACCGCCAUGACUGAGAUCCAUUAUGACCCUGAUGUUCGAGGCACCAAGAUUGAGAGUGAUGCGGACAUGGUCGAGUCUUACUUCAUGAUCGAGGAGGAAGGCCAGGAGCUGGUGGAUCAGCAGUCCAGAUGGCUUCUUCGCAUCACCUUGGACAGACAAAAGAUGCUUGACAAGGAGAUUCGUGUGGAAGACGUUGCUGCUCGCAUCAAGGAAGAGUACGCUGCCGACCUGGGCGUCAUCUUCAGUGACAACAACGCCGACGAGCAGGUCAUCCGCAUCAGGACCAUUCAGCAAGACGGUGGUAAGGAUGAGGAUGGCGAGAAGAAGAUUGAGGACGAUGUCAUGCUCAAGCGUCUCGAAGCGCAUUUGCUCGACACCCUCACGCUGCGAGGUGUUCCUGGCAUUGAGAAGGCUUUCUUGACCAAGGGCGUGACACUCAAUGUGGCUCCCGAUGGUUCCCAGAAGGCCCUCAAGGAUGAUGUCCACUGCACCGAGUGGUUCCUCGACACCAGCGGUUCCGCUCUCCGCGAGGUGCUCGCUGUGGAGGGCGUUGACGCGACCCGCACAUCUUGCAACGACUUGUGGCAGAUUGUUGAUGUGUUUGGUAUCGAGGCCACUCGUUCCGCUUUGCUGCGCGAGUUGGUCAACGUGCUGGCCUUUGACGGUUCCUACGUCAACCACAGGCACAUGGCGCUGCUUGUUGACGUGAUGACAUACCGUGGUGUGAUCUCCGCUGUGACUCGUCACGGUAUCAACCGCGCCGACACGGGUGCCCUGAUGCGUUGCUCAUUCGAGGAGACUGUGGAGAUCUUGCUGGAGGCUGCUGCCACUGGUGAGUUGGAUGACUGCCGUGGUAUCUCGGAGAACGUCAUGCUUGGCCAGAUGGCCCCCAUGGGCACAGGGGGUUUCGAGACGUUUUUGGAUCCUCAGAUGCUGGCGACCGUCAUCUCCACAUCGGCAGGCGAGGUCCUCAAGCAUGGAGCCAUCGGCGACCAGGCCGGUGGCAUCGAUGGCGCUGCCACGCCUUAUGCCAACGAGCAAUCGCCGCGCGCGGACUCGGGCUACAGCUCGGCUUCUCCCAUGGCUGGUAACUUCUCCCCCAUCCAGGGUGCUGGCUCGGAGACGCCUACCGGGUUCGGUACGGAAUACGGCGGUGGUGGCUUUGGAGGUAGCGUGGCCAGCCCCUACCACCGAGGGGGUCUCGGUGGCGGCAUGAGCCCAUAUGGCACAUCGCCAACAUCGCCUUUUGCCUCUGGCGGCAGCUACUCGCCCGCGUCUCCCAACAUGUACUCCCCCACUUCGCCGUCCAUGGCCAUGGGAGAUGUGGGAGGUCGCUUCGCCGUCACCUCGCCAUCCUUCAGCCCAGCAUCGCCCAACUUUGGAGGUGGCAUGGUCUCGAGUCCCCAGUUCAGCCCGGCCUCGCCCAACUAUUCGCCCACGUCGCCUCAGUCGUACUCGCCCACAUCACCUGCGAUGCAUGGGUCCCCCACCUCGCCCACGUACUCGCCUGCCAGUCCGGCUUACAGCCCUCGCAUGGGUGGCGCAGGUGGCUCGACGUCGCCGGCAUACACUCCUGGGUCGCCCAGCGGAUCACCCACGUCGCCGAGCUACUCGCCCACGAGCCCUGCUGCUAUGGGCACUGGUCCGUCGCCCACGAGUCCGGCUUAUUCUCCUACCUCCCCACAACACUCGCCGAUCCACGGCGAUGGGAAGGAUUCUGGAAAAUACUCCCCUACUGGUUAA
Emericellopsis cladophorae is the source of this 5217-nucleotide messenger RNA. RefSeq names its product DNA-directed RNA polymerase II subunit RPB1. The coding region runs from base 1 to 5217 and encodes 1738 amino acids. Gene Ontology annotation, molecular function: DNA binding. Gene Ontology annotation, biological process: transcription by RNA polymerase II. The record is from RefSeq and is a predicted model, not a curated record. Lineage: Eukaryota; Fungi; Ascomycota; Sordariomycetes; Hypocreales; Bionectriaceae. The transcript has 3 exons. Gene Ontology annotation, cellular component: RNA polymerase II, core complex.